Didymodactylos carnosus is the source of this 1867-nucleotide messenger RNA. The record is from the annotation of a GenBank genome assembly. Lineage: Eukaryota; Metazoa; Rotifera; Eurotatoria; Philodinida; Philodinidae.
AAAUCAGCGGAGAUAUAGUGAUGCCUAUCAGCCACCAAAUCGGGUCUUAGAUGGAGGACCCGAAGUCAUCCGACACUUGAUCCGAAUGACCCAAAACUUUUCUAAGGUAACCUAAUAAUUUUUUCUGUAAAAAGUGUUACGAAGCCCUGUUCUUUUUUAAUUUGUGUCUUUUUACCGUGUUACGAAAGCCUUACUUUCAACAAGGCUUUCGUAAUGCUAGAUGACGAGUUGAUGCGCAGUCUCACAGAAACAUGGCCCAAUAGAUCAAGUUCGAAGCUAUCCACUUAACAACUCAAAGAUCAUUGAACCCACCCAGUGUUGGCACACCUUUCUCAAAAUUCGAUCUUCCGACUUUCCGUCGAUUCCAUAAAAUUACAUUCAGAAACAUCUAAAUCCAUACGAUUUUCUGUAAUCCAGAACUUAACCAGAACAUUGAAUUUUCGAGACAAAAUAAAAGCGUAUAUACAUCUGACUGUCAGUAACUCUGAAAGCUGCUUACCGAUUCGGAGACUCCCAGUCACUAUUACAUAGUAAUAGUUGUCCUAUAGAUCCAUUAGUCUACAGGACAUCAGUGAUUCCUGAAGUCCGGAUAACCCAAGGUAGUUCCGGGCAAUUCCGAGUAACUCCAGUUUGGAAGUAGUUCUGAGUGGUUAUCACAUACAUAAUGGUUAUCCAAUAUAUCCAUUUGUCUAUAGGACAUUAGCGACUCCGCAUAUCCCGGGUUUCGUGAUAAAUCCCGAUAAUUCCAAGUAGUUCUGGUUCCGAAGAAAUCCUGAAAUUCCGGAUGGUUACUACAUACAUUAUAGUUAUUCGAUACAUCUAUGAGUCUGCAAGUGAUUAGUGAUUCCGGAGUUCCUAGGGAUUCUCGAUCAAACAAAUUCCCGAAUUAUGUGAACUUGAAAAAGUCGUUCGAGUUUCUUAUUGAUUUUUCGAGUUCCAGAUAUAACUAGGAAUUCCCGGAAUCAGUUCCGUCCUCGGAACUGACUCCCAAAUGUUCAACAUCGCGGAAUAGGAUGACUGCUCGAUUCGUGACGCAUGUACAUCUGUCUUUAGAUAGCAUUGAAAAGUACAGCGUGUUAAGAGCCAGUUGGAACCGAAUUGAUAUACUUUCUCAUUUUCAUUUUCUAGAUUUAUCAAAAAACGCUAACUUGAAAGAAUUCUUUUUAGGAAAGAGUACAUUUAUCAAUUAUUUAAUAAAUUACUACCUUGGCGGUGGAUUAAAAGAUCUUCAUGUUGCCAUACCCACUCGAUACUUGGACAAAACUGAAGACGUGAAAUCUGAUGAAAAUGCUAGAGUAAAACAAACAAAUGUCAAAAGUAUUCUUUCGUCUCCAGUGAACAAACUUACGUGUUCAUUGACAUUCCUGGUAUCGGUGAUACAAAAGGCGUUCAACACGAUAACGAAAAUUUGGCCCAUAUAUUUGAUACGAUUCUAGAAUCACGUGACGUGACAGCCAUUCUACUCUUACUGAAUGGUGCACAAGGACGCCACAUAACUACAGUUAAAAACGUAUUAACUCGAAUCGAAGAUCGCUUACCAAACAAUAUUUUAAGUAACGUUAUUAUCAUAUUAACAAAUUGUCGUAGCCAUUCCGUUAAUUUUGAUCCUGAAAAAGUCGGUUUGUCAACAAAAGCUACUGUUUUGUACAUGCAAAAUUCAGCGUUUUCGUCACAUCCAAAUACAUGGAACGCUGAAAUUGUAUCAGCAUUACAAAGAGAUUGGGAUGCAUCAACGAGCGACAUAAAAAAUUUAAUUUGUCACAUUCGGAGUUUAUUGUCAGUUCCGAUGAGUACGCUGUACGACAUACAACAAGACCGUCAUCGUAUUAAAAGUCGUAUUAAAAGUACAGAAAUACGGCCAACGUAG